Molecule: messenger RNA, 2778 nt
Organism: Dentiscutata heterogama
Lineage: Eukaryota; Fungi; Glomeromycota; Glomeromycetes; Diversisporales; Gigasporaceae
Source: the annotation of a GenBank genome assembly
AUGCAAUUGAAUGUAAAAGAACGUGUCGCCAAAGGUCUUGAAAAAGUUGGAUAUACUUAUACAAAAGUGCUCAUAUGUUGGCUCUUGGUGUUACUGUUAUUUUCAAUGACUAGUAUUGAUAUUCAAGAAUUCUGCAUUUUCACAUCAAUUGCCAUGAUUAUCGACUAUGUGCUACAAAUAACGUUUUUUGUAGCAGUUCUGUCUAUUGACCUUGAAUGGUUUGAAUUAGAGAAAAUAUGCACUUAUUACGCUGAUAAUGAUAACACAGAUAGAAACAUUAUUCCGCCUUCAAAAGCAGCCAAUUAUGGCCGUAGGAUUGGUGGUUCAUUGGUGGUUCUUAUCUGCCUGGUAUGGAUGACGAAUGUUUAUCACACUAAUAUCGAGUUCGCCAAUAUUGAAGUUCCAUAUCUUAAGUCUGCACUGAGCAGUUUAAUCGGUAAUUCUAUAGCUCUUCCUGCUAUACACACAAAUGUCACUUUCUGGGAAACAUCAAUGGAUAAAACUGCUAACGAAUUUUGGAGCAUUGUUAAUCCGGACAAAAAAAAUCAAAUUGUUGAAAUUUUGCCUACUAGACAUUUGACUUUGUCUUAUGAUAUUGAACAAGAUGAUAUACAUUAUCCAUUCAAUGAUGGUAUAAAUUGGAGAUUAAUUAUAAAAACUUUUGUUUGGUUUCUCAAGUUCAUUAUACUUCCUAUUAUUGGUGUAAUAUUUACUACGCCUAUCCUGAUGGGUUUCUCAUCACCAGAGAAACUAGUAAUUCGAAUCUUAGAAAAAACAAGUAGUAAUGAAUAUAAAAAUAUACUCACAUCUCAGCCUUCCGGAAGUUCUAGUUUGUACGCCACCACUCCUCUAAUUAUAACUUUACGUGGUCGUCAUUUAGCCGAUGUUGAUUUACUUUGUGCAAACCUUAAUGGCGUUAUAAUUACAAGUGCUACUGACAAACAUAUUACAGCAUGGAAUGGAAUGCAAGGUACACCAUUAAGAAAACUUGAAAGAUAUAUGCGUCGAUGUGAAACUUGUAAAUGUGAUAGUACUGGAGGGAUGAAAUCCUGUAUUUCUUGGCCGGUUAGAGCUAUGUGCGUGAGUGAAAAAACUGCUGCAGCUGGUUUUGAAGACGGAGUGGUGCGAGUAUGGGAUGUAAAUACAGGUCAAGUUAAUUAUAUCUUGAAAGAUACUGUUGAAGAUGUCGAACAAAUAAUGUCGGCAGUUAAUAAUGAUAAAUCAGUAAACGAACGGGUUACAUGUUUACAAAUUAUAGUAUCAGAUAAAAAGUCUAAACAAUUAUCGAAUCGAAAAGCACCUGCCACACUUUUUGCAACUUACCGAAAUGGUUAUUUUCGAGAAUGGGAUCUUACUUCUGGUCAAAUUUCUCACACAGUUUUCACACAUCAAAAAGGUGGUAUCAGUUAUCUCUUAGUAGUUGACGAUGAUCAAGAUGGGAUACAUAUUUUUACUGGAGCACGGGACGGGUCUGUCAAAUGCUGGAUUCGUAUAAUUGAUUUAGACGACGAGCGUAAAGAAAUACGUAAUAAUGCGUGGAAAUUGCUUUAUACAUUGCGUGGAGAACCUGGAAACGCAAUUACUAGUAUAGGUGCUAAAGUAAUCAAAACUAAAAAGGAUAGUUUUGGUGUUGUGGUUACCGGAGCUGCGGAUGGAGAAGUUAGAGUAUAUGAUUACGUUACAGGCCAAUUUAUAGAAACAUUAAGUUAUGGAACUUCAGGAAAACAGAAACUUGCAAGAGAACAUAAAGAGCAAUUAUUGUUCCAAAAACGAAAGAAAAAAUUCAAAGCUUUCUCUUCAGAACAGGAUUGGUUUGAAGAAGACGAAGAUGAGGAUGAAUUUUGGGAUGAAAGCGAAAGUUUUGAUUCAUCACACCAGGAUGCAAUUACAAGUAUUAUAAUUCAUCCACUUAAAGAAGAAAGUUGUUUAUGUGGUGAUAUUGAAGAGUGUAAAGGGUUUUCAAUAAUAACUUCGUCAUUUGAUGAAAAAGUAAAUUUUUGGCAAUUAACCCGAAAUUUUGUGGAUUGUACGUGCAUGACAUCCCAACUAGAAGAACCUCCUCUUAAUUAUACCGAUAAUGUAGAUACCUCAGAACGACUUCAAAAAGUUUUUCUUGGACAUAUAAGACAACCCGGUAGUUCAGUGAUUGUGCUUCUUAAAGGACAUAUAAUUGGAGUUCGUCGUGUUACGAAACCAAAUUUCUCCAUAAAAAGGAGUCAUGGUGCUGAAGGUGAAUGGGAAGUUUGGACUCUUGAUAUUAACGACCCUAAUGUAUUUGAGCCAACCGAAGAAGUUGAUGAUUCAGAAAAUCACGAUGAUGAAUUUAGAGUUAAAACUAUUCCAUUGGUUAACGACAAUGAUUUGAUAAUGGAAGAACAACAAAAAAAGAAGAAAGAAAUAUAUAAACAUGACCGAGAAAAUAUGGAGAAAUUAAAAGGAUUUGUUGGGCGACGUAAAGUUGUUUCGAUGGCAAAUAAGAACUAUCCCUUAAAUUCAUCUCAUUCAGAUGAUCAAAAUGAAAAUCAUUCACAUAUUCACAAUGAAGAGGACUAUGAACAAGGACAAGUUAUGGAUUUUAGGCUGCGAAGUCAGAAGCAGCGUGUUUAUCCAAACAAAAGUCACAAUGAUCGAAAUUCAUUUAAAGAGGAAGAUGAAAUGAACGAGAUGCUACCAUUUUCUCGUAUACGACGAAUUGUCAAAGUGGGUGAAGACGGAUUAGCUGUCACAUAUGGCAAUUUUGUAAAAGUUAUAAUGUUUAAAGAGCUAAACGAUGGUUAG